Molecule: messenger RNA, 1506 nt
Organism: Rhododendron vialii
Lineage: Eukaryota; Viridiplantae; Streptophyta; Magnoliopsida; Ericales; Ericaceae
Exons: 3
Coding region: 1-1506 (501 amino acids)
Molecular function (GO): RNA-DNA hybrid ribonuclease activity; nucleic acid binding
Source: RefSeq, a predicted model, not a curated record
AUGUUUCCUGGCAUGCUCGACGUAAAAGUAGAAGCUUAUAUUGACGAUUUGGUUUGCAGAAGCAUAUUCGCUCAGGAUCACCUUCGAGAUCUGGGAGAGGUCUUUGCUGUUCUAAAACAUAGGAAGCUACGUCUCAAUGCCGAGAAGUAUGCGUUCGGCGUUAGCUCGGGGAAAUUCCUAGGGUACAUGGUGAGUCGCCGAGGAAUCGAAGCUGACCCUACCCAAAUUUUGGCUGUGCAGAGGCUCCGAGCUCCGACGAUAAUUAAAGAGGUACAGCGGCUCACGGGGAUGGUUGCUGCCUUGAACCGUUUCAUUCGACGUUCGAGCGAUCUCUACCGCCUGUUCUUCCGAGCAAUCACAACAAGCCGAUGCAGAUUUGUAUGGACAGAGGAGUGCGAGCAGGCUUUGCAAUCUUUAAAGCAAUACCUAUCUCACGCUCCUCUGCUCGUCAAGUCCCUACCGGACGAAGACCUAUAUCUUUACCUUGCUGUUUCCGAUCAUGCAACGAGCGCAGUUCUUGUUCGGAAAGAAGGCGUGGAGCAUCAACCAAUCUUCUAUUCCAGCAAAACGAUGACGGACUCUCAGACGAGUUUGAGCCACGGACAGCUAUCAAAGGACGAGGCCAAUGCCUUGGCCACCGCUGCUGAAGAAGCUCGGAUUCAGGAAGAAGAGGUUUUGGAAGGGCCAUCUAGCCGACCCGCAGAGCCACUCCGUGCUCGGUACUCCCAGGGGCAAAAGAAACCCAAACGACAAUGGAAGCUCUUCUCCGGCGAUGCUUGGCGACUAACCGUUGAUGGCGCCUCCAACAUUCACGGGGCAGGAGCAGGCAUUGUCCUCGUAUCACCGAGCGGGAUUGUGCAUGAAAGCGUGGUCUCGAUUGGAUACACGGCGACGAACAACGAGGCAGAAUAUAAAGCUUUGAUUGCAGGCCUCCAACUUGCUCUUCGGCUGAAUGCGGAUUCGGUUCAUGUCUUUUGUGACUCCCAACUCGUUGUGGGUCAUUUAAACGACGAUUAUCAAGCCAAAGAUCAACGUAUGAAUGCCUACGUAAGCCACGUAUUGUAUCUGUUCGGAAGAUUUGGCCGAGUCGAAGUGGAAUGGAUUACACGGGAGCAUAAUGCACAUGCUGACGCCCUGGCAGGUCUUGCUUCGGUUUACAAGGCCUCGGGCAGUCGCACAAUCACCUUUGACGAGAUCCCCAAACCGAGCUUCGAACAGCCGUGUGAACAGGUCAUGGCAAUCACCCUCGGACCGAGUCAACUGGAUCCAGUGAUUGAUUACUUGAAGAACCAAGUACUGCCACCGAACAAGCGCGAAGCGUACAAACUCCAUUGCCGAGCGGCUAACUUCUUCUUGGGAACGAAGGAUAAUCUCUAUCGACGGACUUUCACUGGCCCCGAUCUGCGUGUCGUCCACACGAUCUUGUGCCGUCGAUUCUGGAAGAACUCCAUUCGGGCAGCUGUGGGGCUCAUUCGGGAGGACGGUCCCUUGCACAGCGUGCUCUGA